AUGCAAUAUGGGGACAUAAAACUUGCCCAAAUAUGUGGCAUAAUAGCCUCAGAUGAGAAGCGCCAUGAAACUGCAUAUACAAAAAUAGCUGAAAAGCUUUUUGAGCUUGAUCCAAAUGAUAUGGUAAUAGCCUUUGCAAACAUGAUGAGGAGGAAAAUCUCAAUGCCAGCCCAUUUGAUGUAUGAUGGCCAUGACCAUAAUCUUUUUGAUCACUUUGCUAUGGUUGCAUCAAGGAUUGGGGUCUACACGGCUAGGGACUAUGGAGAAAUUGUGGAACUUUUGGUGGCUAAAUGGAAGGUAGAGAAGCUUACUGGACUUACAAGUGAGGGUCAAGAAGCCCAGGACUAUGUAUGUAGGUUGGCUCAAAGGAUGAGAAGGCUUGAGGGGAGAGCUAUAGCAAAGGCCCAAAAAGCACCCAGUAUUCCUUUCAGCUGGAUUUCUGGUAGAGUGGUGUAG
Messenger RNA from Quercus lobata, 456 nucleotides. Its product is annotated as stearoyl-[acyl-carrier-protein] 9-desaturase, chloroplastic-like. NCBI's taxonomy places the organism in Eukaryota, Viridiplantae, Streptophyta, Magnoliopsida, Fagales, Fagaceae. The record is from RefSeq and is a predicted model, not a curated record. Gene Ontology annotation, molecular function: stearoyl-[ACP] desaturase activity. Gene Ontology annotation, cellular component: chloroplast stroma. Gene Ontology annotation, biological process: fatty acid metabolic process. The transcript has a single exon. Bases 1 to 456 code for a protein of 151 amino acids.